AUGUUUCCCGCCGCAUCUAGCGGAAUUGCAUCAUUGUUGUUGGAUGGAGGAAGAACGGCGCAUUCUAGGUUUGAUAUACCUUUGAAUAUUAAUGAGGGUUUCGUUUGUCACAUUAAACCAGACGAUGAUGUAGCUAAAUUACUACAACAGACCAAACUCAUUAUAUGGGAUGAAGCACCUAUGGUUCAUAAACAUGCAUUUGAGGCUUUGGAUAGAACGAUGCAUGACAUUUUCAAUAUCUCUAAUUCAUGUGGAUCUGAUGUUCUGUUUGGAGGUAAGGUUAUUGUUUUUGGUGGUGAUUUUAUACAAAUAUUACCUGUUGUUCCAAAUGGUGGACGACAAGAAAUUGUGAAUGCCUCAUUAUGUUCGUCUUAUCUAUGGAGGAAAUGUAAGUUGUUGAGUUUAACUAGAAACAUGAGGUUAACCGUUGGAAGACCUACAUUUGAAGUUGAAGAGGUAAAUAAUUUUGCUAAAUGGCUGUUGGAUGUGGGUGAGGGAAAUGUUGGUGGUUCGAAUGAUGGAGAAGCAACAAUUGGAAUACCACCCGAUCUUUUAAUUGACAGCACAUCUGACACAAUUUCUAGCCUGAUUGAUUUUGUCUAUCCAUCAAUCAUGGAAAACUACAAUGAUCGUAAUUACUUUAGUAAUAGGGCUAUACUUGCGCCUAAGAAUGGGGUUGUGCACGAGAUUAAUGACAAAUUGUUGGCACUGUUCCCAGGUGAAGAAAAAGAGUAUCUUAGUUCUAACAGUCUAUGCCCUACCGAAGAUGCCAAUGCUGAUCAACAAAAAAUAUACUGA
Messenger RNA from Helianthus annuus (common sunflower), 798 nucleotides. RefSeq lists its product as uncharacterized. The transcript has a single exon. Gene Ontology annotation, biological process: telomere maintenance; DNA repair. The record is from RefSeq and is a predicted model, not a curated record. Gene Ontology annotation, molecular function: DNA helicase activity. NCBI's taxonomy places the organism in Eukaryota, Viridiplantae, Streptophyta, Magnoliopsida, Asterales, Asteraceae. Bases 1 to 798 code for a protein of 265 amino acids.